Messenger RNA from Funneliformis mosseae, 438 nucleotides. The record is from the annotation of a GenBank genome assembly. Lineage: Eukaryota; Fungi; Glomeromycota; Glomeromycetes; Glomerales; Glomeraceae.
AUGUUCACCGAUAAAAAAAAUAUCUCUGGAACAGUUUCCACUGAUUAUUUUAGUUUGGUUGUACGGAGAUGGCGUGAAAAUGACAAAUUUUUUACAAAGAAAACUCAAGAGCCAAUUGAAAAUUUUCGAUUGCAAAUUGUGGUAUCCAAAAAGAAUGUAUCUAAACUAGCAGUAGUAAGAGCUCGUAUUAGAAGGAGGAUUCGGGAAUCAGCAAGAUUUGCUUUACCUAUCGUAGGGAGAAAAAGACAUGAUUAUUUAUUCUUUGCUAAUUUGAAAGCGUAUGAUGCACCCUGGUUACGACUUUGUUCGGUAGUUGAAUCCGCAAUCGGGAAUCCAAGGUUAUAUCGUGAAAAAAGUCAUGCAAGUGGUUUUAGAGGUCGUAGCUAUACUGGUAAUUACGCCUCAAACGAAAAGCAAGAUCUGGAUAAAAACAGUUGA